This is a messenger RNA of Sclerotinia sclerotiorum 1980 UF-70, 3225 nucleotides long. RefSeq lists its product as hypothetical. The transcript has 4 exons. The coding region runs from base 1 to 3225 and encodes 1074 amino acids. Gene Ontology annotation, molecular function: tRNA binding; ATP binding; 18S rRNA cytidine N-acetyltransferase activity. Lineage: Eukaryota; Fungi; Ascomycota; Leotiomycetes; Helotiales; Sclerotiniaceae. Gene Ontology annotation, biological process: rRNA acetylation involved in maturation of SSU-rRNA. Gene Ontology annotation, cellular component: nucleolus; 90S preribosome. The record is from RefSeq and is a predicted model, not a curated record.
AUGGUCGGCCAACGCAAAGCAGUAGAUCAGCGCAUCCCCGCGCUCAUUCGCAAUGGCAUACAGGAGAAGAAACGAAGCUUCAUUGUGGUUGUUGGAGACAGAACAAAAGAUGUUAUUGUACAUCUACACUAUAUUAUGUCUAGUAUGGACAUGAAACAGAACAAAUCGGUUAUGUGGGCAUAUAAAAAUAAGCUUUUAGGUUUUACGAGUCAUCGGAAGAAGAGAGAAACUAAAAUCAAAAAAGACAUCAAACGCGGAAUCAGAGAAGCUAACACAGAGGAUCCAUUCGAGUUGUUUGUGUCGCUGCACAACAUUCGAUAUGUCUACUACAAGGAAACCGAAAAAAUCCUGGGAAACACAUUCGGAAUGUGUAUAUUGCAGGAUUUUGAAGCCAUUACACCCAAUCUCUUAGCCAGAACGAUUGAAACAGUUGAGGGUGGUGGACUUGUGGUUUUAUUGCUUAAAGGCAUGAACAGUUUAAAGCAACUAUACACACUGUCUAUGGAUAUUCAUUCCCGAUACCGAACAGAAGCGCACGAUGAUGUUACUGCGAGAUUCAACGAACGAUUCAUUUUAUCCCUUGGGAAAUGCGAAUCAUGCCUGGUAAUUGACGAUGAGCUGAAUGUUUUACCCAUAUCCGGAGGCAAGAACGUGAAAGCUUUGCCUCCGCCAGAUUUGGACCAGCCGAAAAGUGAAUCACAGAUAGAAUUGGAUAACAUGAAAGAGGCCUUACAAGACACGCAACCAGUGGGGUCACUCGUUACUUUGGCGAAGACUGUAGACCAGGCUAAAGCCCUUCUGACAUUCGUGGAUGCUAUCGCCGAAAAGACGCUGAGGAACACUGUCACGUUAACUGCCGGCAGAGGACGUGGAAAGUCCGCAGCUCUUGGUGUUGCUGUAGCAGCAGCUGUCGCGCAUGGAUAUAGCAAUAUUUUCAUCACAUCCCCAAGUCCGGAGAACUUGAAGACUUUAUUCGAGUUCAUCUUCAAAGGGUUUGAUGCUCUUAACUACAUGGAUCACGUCGACUACUCAAUCAUACAAUCUACAAAUCCCGAUUUUAACAAAGCAAUUGUUCGAGUGAACAUACAUCGUCAACAUCGUCAAACAAUUCAAUAUAUCAGACCGCAAGAUGCGCACGUUCUCGGACAAGCCGAAUUAUUAGUCAUUGAUGAAGCCGCUGCGAUACCACUACCACUUGUCAAGAAGCUUAUGGGUCCUUAUUUGGUAUUCAUGGCGUCCACUAUCAAUGGUUACGAAGGUACUGGAAGGUCUCUAUCUUUGAAACUGAUCAAACAACUCCGAGAACAAUCUAGAGGCACGACAAAUGGAACUGAGGAUGUUGAGAUAGCUGAUCGAUCAAGUGGUAAAGCGGCUGCUAAAGGUGCUGAUAAUAGCUUCUCAGGAGGUCGCUCGCUAAGAGAGAUCACGCUGUCUGAGCCAAUUCGUUAUGCAAAAGGUGACGCCGUCGAGAAGUGGCUCAAUCAAUUACUCUGUCUCGAUGCCACUUUACCUCGAUCGAGAUUGAAUACCCUUCAAGGAUGCCCAGAUCCUUCACAGUGUCAGUUGCUCAACGUCAAUCGCGAUACCCUCUUCUCUUUCCACGAUGUUUCCGAAAAGUUUUUGCAACAAAUGAUUGCUCUUUACGUCGCUAGUCAUUACAAGAAUACGCCAGAUGAUCUUCAGUUGAUGAGUGAUGCUCCUGCUCAUCAACUGUUUGUACUCGUUCCACCUAUUGAAGAGAACAGUAGACACUUACCAGAGCCUCUCUGUGUGAUCCAAGUGGCUCUCGAAGGAAAGAUCAGCAAGCAAAGUGUAAUGAACAGCUUGAGUAGAGGUCAGAGAGCGGCUGGUGAUCUCAUUCCUUGGUUGGUCAGUCAGCAAUUUCAAGAUGACGAUUUCGCUGGUCUCUCCGGAGCACGUGUGGUUCGGAUAGCAACAAAUCCUGAUUAUAUCAAGAUGGGAUAUGGAAGCAAAGCUCUCGAACUUCUCACUGAUUUCUAUGAAGGAAAAUUCGCUAACCUCUCAGAGGAUAUGAAUGAUUACGUGGAAGAGACAAUUACUCGUGUCACUGACGAGGAGUUGACUAGUGCAUCCCUUCUUGACGACAACAUCAAGGUUAGGGAUAUAAGAAAAAUGCCACCCCUCUUCUCGAAGCUAUCGGAGAAGCGACCCGAUAAUCUCGAUUAUAUUGGUGUCAGCUACGGACUUACUCAACCUCUCCACAGAUUUUGGAAACGAGCCUCGUUUGUUCCCCUCUAUCUUCGACAAACGCCGAACGAAUUGACUGGAGAGCACACCUGUGUUAUGGUUCGCACUUUGGAAAAUAGUGAGAAUAGAGACUGGGAGUCUGCUUUCUCUCGAGAUUUCCAUCGCAGAUUCUUGUCUCUCCUUUCAUACCAAUUCCGCGAAUUCCCUUCCGUCCUUGCCUUGAGUAUUGACGAAUCAGCAAACGCUGGUUCAAAAUCAGACCCAGAAGCCGCACCCAAGCCGCUUUCAAAAGCCGAGUUAGACAAACUCAUGUCGCCAUUUGAUCUUAAGCGCUUAGAAUCCUAUGCAAAUAAUAUGCUUGACUACCACGUCAUUCUAGAUCUCAUACCAACGCUUGCGAACUUAUAUUUCACUGGUCGUUUGAAGUCUGAUAUAAAGCUCACGGGUAUCCAAUCAUCGAUACUUCUUGCUGUCGGUCUGCAAAGAAAAGACCUAACAGCCAUCGAAUCGGAAUUAUCACUUCCGUCCUCCCAGCUAUUAGCCAUGUUCAUUAAGAUCAUGCGCAAAAUGAGUGCACACUUCGGCGACCUGGUUUCCGGGGCUAUAGAAGCUGAGAUGCCAGGGCGCGAAAGCAUCGGUGUUAGCAGAGAAGAUGCAAAUGGAGCUUUGGAUGAUGAAGUUGUAGAUGACAGAUUUGUGCCCCUAGAACAAGGACUCGAAGAAGAAUUGGAAGAAGGUGGAGAUGAAGCUAUGAAAGCUUUAAAAGAAAAGCAAAGGGAGCUUAUUGAUGCUCUCCCUUUGGACCAAUAUGAAAUCGAAGCAGGAGCACCAGGUUGGGCAGAAGCCGAGAAGCAGGUUAAAAAUGCUGCUAAAUCCGGAAAGAAGGAUAUAGUAGUCGGUGUAAAGAGUGCCAAAACAAAGAGAAAGGCAGGCGAAUCAGCAGCAGAAAUUUAUGAACAGGAGAUGGGUGACAAGACGCAUAAAAAAGCAAAGAAGGGUUCUAAAAAGGGUCAUUAG